Messenger RNA from Lolium perenne, 834 nucleotides. RefSeq lists its product as uncharacterized. NCBI's taxonomy places the organism in Eukaryota, Viridiplantae, Streptophyta, Magnoliopsida, Poales, Poaceae. The record is from RefSeq and is a predicted model, not a curated record.
AAAUGUCUCGACGGGCGUGCACUGUCCUUAGUAGGAUCGAAUCGAGACAUCAAUGAGCCACCGAAGCAAACAAGCGGCGAUGAGCCGCCGGACCAGUCGCGCCGAUCAGCAGCAGCCGCCGGCUCGUUCCGCCUUCGUGUCGAACAACCCGAUCUUCUUCUGCGAAGACGAGUCGAUGACUCGGCUCAAACCGGCGGGCCUGCACCGCCGCCACGCGGAGCCCGGCACCGUACACGCGGUCGUCCUCGACGACGUGCCGGCUGCCGUCGGCAAGCCGCUGCCGCUUCCACUGCCGCCGAGCAGGAUCCAGAAGCAUAUCCCGGCAGGCUCGCGCGCAGCAGGUUCGACGCUCGUGAUGAGCAAGCACGGAAGCGGCUGGGUCCUGAUGAGGAGGGUGCCCCGUGACGACCCGUUCCUCGCCGCCUACCUGGCCUGCUCCAAGAGCGGCGGCGGCAAGGUCGACGCCGAGCCGGCGAAGCGCCCGCAAAAUAGGAAGAACACAGGCGAUGCUGUCCAGGGGUGCGGCGUUUGGGGCGGUUGGGCGGCCGGCGCGAAGUACGCCGGAGCGAUGUCGUGCAAGUACGGCUGCGACGUUGCCCGUCCUGCUGCCGUGGUGCAGGACUCCGCGGUGCCCAGGCUGCACCUGUCGCGGCAGCUGGUGGUGAUCCCGGCGAGGAAGAGGGCCCUGGCACGGGGACGAGCGCAGGAAUGAGGGCAACGUCGCAGCCGUACAAGCCUACCGGCGAUGGGCCUCGCUCCACUCGUCAGAAGUUAGCCUCCCUUUAGUAUAUGAAUUUGGAUCACAAUAUAACAAACUCCACCUUGAGAUAAAUU